Molecule: messenger RNA, 1266 nt
Organism: Aspergillus niger
Lineage: Eukaryota; Fungi; Ascomycota; Eurotiomycetes; Eurotiales; Aspergillaceae
Exons: 6
Coding region: 1-1266 (421 amino acids)
Cellular component (GO): cytoplasm
Molecular function (GO): 2-oxoglutarate-dependent dioxygenase activity
Source: RefSeq, a predicted model, not a curated record
AUGGCUCCUGGAAUCUCUGCAGAUCUCCCAAUCCACUCGCACCCCGCAUCCAGUGCGGAUGGCCCGACUGACCAACCACGGUAUCCCACUCCACUGAAGCCCAGUGGUGCUUUGGAUGAGUUUGCAUUUGAAGAGACAACUCCAAUCAUUGGCCGCGAGUACCCCACCGUCAACAUUGUCGAUGAUCUCCUGAACGCUCCCAACUCCGAUGAGCUGCUGCGCGACCUUGCCAUCACGAUAUCUCAGCGCGGUGUCGUCUUCUUCCGCGCCCAAACAAACCUCACCGAUGACCUUCAGAAAGAAUUGGUCCACCGACUAGGGCAGCUAACUGGCAAACCCCCCACCUCCACCCUACACAUCCACCCGCUGCUGAACAACACCAACGAGUUCGGCACCGCAGACGCCGAAAUCAGCACAAUCAGCUCUCUCGCGCGCAAGAAGAUGUUCGCCCACGAUCGCCAACCCAACCGCCGUAGCUACGACUCGGCCCAAUGGCACUCCGAUAUCCAGUUCGAGCCGGCACCAGCUGACUACACCUCUCUCCGGCUAACCCAGCUUCCCAAAACCGGUGGAGACACCCUCUGGGCAUCUGGGUACGAGCUCUACGACCGGUUCUCGAAGAAGUACCAAGAAUUCUUCGAAGGAUUGACAGCGACGUUCGUGGGUGAUGGCUUCAUCAAGGCGGCGGAGAGAAAUCCGAAGGAUUACAAGAUAUACACUCAGCCUCGAGGAAGUCCGCUCAAUGUUGGGGAUGAGUUGGUGGCUGUUCAUCCGGUUGUGCGGACGAACCCAGUGACGGGGUGGAAGAGUAUCUUUGCUUUGGGGCCGUUCCCGAAGUAUAUCAAUGAGUUGAACGAGAUUGAGUCGGAGGAGUUGUUGAAGAAGUUCAAAUCGAUUAUCAUUGAGGGUCAUGAUCUGCAGGUCAGAUUCAAAUGGAGGAAUGAGCAUGAUAUUGCCAUCUGGGACAACCGGAGUGCUUUCCACACUGCCACUUUCGAUUAUGAAGGCCUUGCAAGUCGAGGACCGAAGCACUGGCAGCUGAGGGUCUUCUUUGAGGGUGAUCAUUCUGAUGCUUUGUAUGUAAGUGCGUUUGGGUCCGCAAAUCGACUUGGUACCGGUAGAGGCAGUGCCUGGAACAGAACCGUGUACUCCGUGUCACUCUCCUCUGCGGACUGUAUCUCGCUUUUUGAACAUGACCGUGGCGGCACAAUUAUGAAGAAUACUCACAUCACGUCCUUCACUUCGGUAGCAUAUUCUGCGAAUUAA